AUGCUCCGCAACUACAGGGCUAUUGGAGAUGAGGAGGGCCUCAAGGGCGAGAUUGGCAAACUGUACAUUGACGGCAAUGUGUUCACCAUCACUACCCUGGAAAAAGAUUUUGAGAUUGGCGCUGAGCUUGGGCAUGGCACCUUUGGGUGCGUGAAGACGGCCGUCCACAGAGCGACAAACACCACCCUCGCCGUCAAGUUGUUGCGGGACACAAUGCGAGCAGAUGAGAAAGAGAAGCUGAUCAAAGAGCUGACGCUGAGCCGAAAGUUUGACAGCCCGUACACCGUCCGCUAUCACGGCAUCAACGUCUUUGAUGGCCAGAUUCAGCUCUUUGUCGAGAAAAUGAGGAUGAGCCUUGAUUCGAUGAUCAAGUACACGAAGAGGGCAAAGCAGCGAGUGCCAGAAGCCGUCCUCGGCCACAUCACCUGCUGUCUGAUCAAAGGCUUGGACUACAUGUGGCACACGCACCGGGCGAUGCACCGCGACAUCAAGCCCUCCAAUGCCCUCAUUGGCUUCGACGGGUCCAUCAAACUGUGCGACUUUGGGCUGGCGAACAUUGCUGUCGACAGCAUCCUCAUCUCCAACGUCGGCUCGGAGCUCUACCUCUCGCCGGAGCAGCUUGAUCCAACCACGUGCCAGCAAGGAUACGAUGUGCGGCGCGAUGUCUGGUCGCUCGGCGUCACGCUCCUGGAGAUUGCCAACCUCGAGUACCCGUUUAGGUCCGAAGCGGAGAAAUACGCCUCCGCCUUCACUGUCAUGAACCGCGUCACGCGAGGCCUCAUUCCACGUGUCAAGUAUGAGUAUUCACCGAGCUUCCAGGACCUUAUUUCUUCUUGUCUGGAGACGGAUGCAAGGUGGCGGCCGUAUUUCCGCGUGUGCGCGCAGCCAUUGAAGCGGCUUGGCAGCGGCAGCAGCAGCACUGCCAGUCGUCAGAACAGCGUGACAGGUCGCCCAGACGCACACCGCCUGGCCAGCAUUGGCGAUGAGAACCCGUUUGCGGCGGACAUGCGUGAGUCGCGCGAUGGCGGUGUGGGCAGCGGCAGCCAGCGAUCACCUGCUGCUGGUGUGUCCAACCACGCGGAUACACGUGGCAAUGCGGUGGCUUCGCCGGCGUCGGCCACGUCGCUUGCAACGCAAUCGCCGCACGUGAGCGCCGAGGAGCUUGCGAAGCGUGAGGGCAAGACGAUACACCCAGCGCUGAUGGAGCAUGAGUUUUUCAAGCAGUAUGAUAAGGUGGAGUUGAACGUCGCAAACUGGAUCGACUCGUUGUUACGCUUGCCAGAUAUGGCAAUGUGA
Molecule: messenger RNA, 1296 nt
Organism: Salpingoeca rosetta
Lineage: Eukaryota; Choanoflagellata; Craspedida; Salpingoecidae
Product: STE/STE7/MEK4 protein kinase
Exons: 7
Coding region: 1-1296 (431 amino acids)
Biological process (GO): MAPK cascade; protein phosphorylation
Molecular function (GO): MAP kinase kinase activity; ATP binding
Source: RefSeq, a predicted model, not a curated record